CAAAUUCAGACCAAUCAACUGACCGGGAGACCGAUCAAGCAAGCAGAGUGAGUGAACAUCAACUUAAUGUUCAGUGUUUGUUGGAAUAGAAGCUAUAGAGGAUGGAUGUGCUUCCCAGUUGAAACUCAUAAGAUUCUUGACAAGCCACGUUGGAGAAGAUAUGGCUCCCCAGCUCCAGUCUCAGCCCCUGCUCACUCUGAAGGUGGUCAAUGGGGACCUGAGCAAGUUGAGUCCUGCGGUGAGAGACUUUGUGGAAGAAAGUGCAAAGCUGUGUCAGCCAGCCAGCAUCCACAUCUGUGAUGGAAGCGAGGAAGAGAACAGGCAGCUUCUUUCCCUGAUGGAGGAGCAGGGAAUGAUCAAACGCCUGCACAAGUACCAGAACUGCUGGCUGGCUCGCACGGACCCCAAGGAUGUUGCUCGUGUGGAGAGUAAAACGGUGAUUGUGACCCCUGAGCAGAGGGAUACCAUUCCCAUAGCAAAGAACGGAGUGAGCCAGCUUGGGCGAUGGCUGUCAGAGAAGGAGUUUGAAAAGGCCUUCAAUGCACGAUUCCCAGAGUGUAUGAAAGGGCGUACGAUGUACCUUAUCCUGUUCAGCAUGGGGCCUGUGGGGUCGCCUCUGUCCAAGAUUGGUGUCCAGCUCACAGACUCGCCGUACGUUGUGGUCAGCAUGAGGAUCAUGACUCGCAUGGGAUCGGCUGUGCUGGAGGCCCUGGGCAGUGGCCAGUUUGUGAAGUGUCUCCACUCAGUGGGGUGUCCUCUGCCACUGAAGAAGCCGCUGGUCAAUAACUGGGCCUGCAACCCCGAGCUGACCCUGGUCGCCCACAUUCCUCAGCGCAAGGAGAUCAUUUCAUUUGGGAGUGGCUACGGUGGGAACUCCCUGCUGGGGAAGAAGUGUUUUGCCCUGCGCAUCGCCUCGAGGAUCGCCAGGAAUGAGGGCUGGCUGGCUGAGCACAUGCUGAUCCUGGGAGUAACCAACCCCAAAGGCCAGAAGAAGUACAUUGCUGCAGCUUUCCCCAGCGCCUGUGGCAAAACAAACAUGGCCAUGAUGAACCCGACACUGCCUGGCUGGAGAGUGGAGUGUGUGGGAGAUGACAUCGCCUGGAUGAAAUUUGAUGAGCAAGGAAUCCUGAGGGCAAUCAACCCAGAAAAUGGCUUUUUCGGUGUCGCCCCUGGGACGUCGAUGAAGACAAACCCAAACGCCAUGAAGACCGUUCACAAGAACACCAUCUUCACCAAUGUGGCAGAGACCAGUGACGGUGGUGUUUACUGGGAAGGAAUUGACGAAACCCUGCCCCCCAACGUCACUGUGACGUCAUGGAAGAACAAAAGGUGGACGCUGCAAGAUGGAGAACCUUGUUCACAUCCCAACUCCAGGUUCUGUGCUCCUGCCAGGCAGUGUCCGAUCAUAGAUCCAAACUGGGAGUCUCCCGAAGGCGUUCCCAUUGAAGCAAUUAUCUUUGGAGGGCGAAGGCCGAAAGGGGUCCCUCUGGUGUACGAAGCAUUCAACUGGCAGCACGGAGUUUUCAUCGGAGCAGCCAUGAGGUCAGAGGCUACAGCUGCAGCUGAACACAAAGGUAAGGUCAUCAUGCACGACCCCUUUGCCAUGAGGCCUUUCUUCGGGUACAACUUUGGCAAGUACUUGUCCCACUGGCUCAGCAUGGAGCACAGGCCCUGCUCAAGACUUCCCAAGAUCUUCCAUGUCAACUGGUUCCGCAAGGACAAGCAGAACAACUACCUGUGGCCGGGCUUCGGCGAGAACUCGCGAGUCCUGGAGUGGGUGUUUCGGAGGACCGAGGGGGAGGACUGCGCCAAGGUCUCUCCUUUGGGUUUCAUCCCCGCAGAUGGAUCCCUGAACCUCAAGGGCCUGAGCAACGUGAACACAGACGAGCUGUUCAGUGUCGAGAGGGAGUUCUGGGAAGGGGAAAUAAAAGAGAUCAGAAAAUAUUUUGAAGAGCAAGUCAACAACGACCUUCCCAGUGAUGUAGCCAAUCAGCUGCUGCAGUUAGAGCAGAGAAUAAAUCGCUUGUAACAAGGGCCAAUAGGGAUAGAACAAUAACCAUGAUUAUUUCCUAUGAAAUGGCCUCCAAUUGGUGUACAGCAGUGUUUAUUGAGACUGUAAGCUAGAUUCUUAGGCACGUGCAAGAAUAUUGAUGAGCUGCGCCUACAAUUGUAAUGUUUUUAGCUUAUGACAACAGGUCAAAAAUAAUGUUCCUUGAAGUGGGCAUUUACAAUCAUAAAUAGCAGCUUGUCCAGCUUUAUCAUGUACCAUAAUACUGCAGCCGCUAAUAUCAACGGGGCCUUUGAAUGCACAGUCUGGCAGUGGAAGUCCAUUGCUCAGAAUCUGUUACAGAACUGCCUGUAGCCUAUGUGAAGGAAACAGGACUUUAACCUGGUGGUCAGCUGUUCCGAGCCUGUAUUAAUGUUCCUGCAGGAGUUUUAGGGAGAAGUGUGCUGUCCAAUGAGCACCAGGCAGCAAGAUACUUCUAACCAGACAACUGUAAUUUUAGUUUUUCCAUUAGGUAUGAUAAAGUUGUUCAUUUAUCAGCAAGAUGCAAUCAGUGCCCUGAUGCCAUGGCCUCACCGAUCGACAACUUGUGAUAUACCAGAUAUAUAAACUCGGUCCAUCAGAGAGCGGUUGAUAGUGAAGGUGGAGGCCCAAAUCAUUUAUUAAAGCAAAGUGUGUUAAUCUUUUCAAACGAUAAAAUAUUUUUCUACAACUAACUUUGACUGAACUUACAUUAUAAUCCAGUAUGUUCCAAGAGGAAAGAUCACUGUACAUAUGUGUGUUGUUUAAAAAUAAAGUGUUUUCCUAUGUUCUCUA
Messenger RNA from Pristis pectinata (smalltooth sawfish), 2821 nucleotides. RefSeq names its product phosphoenolpyruvate carboxykinase 1 (soluble) (gene pck1). Gene Ontology annotation, molecular function: manganese ion binding; GTP binding; phosphoenolpyruvate carboxykinase (GTP) activity. The record is from RefSeq and is a predicted model, not a curated record. Lineage: Eukaryota; Metazoa; Chordata; Chondrichthyes; Rhinopristiformes; Pristidae. The transcript is spliced from 9 exons. Bases 161 to 2029 code for a protein of 622 amino acids. Gene Ontology annotation, biological process: cellular response to glucose stimulus; gluconeogenesis; response to starvation. Gene Ontology annotation, cellular component: cytosol; mitochondrion.